Molecule: messenger RNA, 2059 nt
Organism: Aplysia californica (California sea hare)
Lineage: Eukaryota; Metazoa; Mollusca; Gastropoda; Aplysiida; Aplysiidae
Exons: 2
Coding region: 105-2045 (646 amino acids)
Source: RefSeq, a predicted model, not a curated record
GACAAAAAGCAGACAAGUGAUAAGGAAGCCCACGAUUUCUUUCUUCUAUUUUCAAGAUGCAUUAGAUAUAGAAUCUAUAAGUAGAUUACGUUACCUAAGUAUCGAUGGAGAAUGAACAAAAUGGGAACUUUACCCCAAGCCCCGACAGUGAGAUAAUUUCUGAGGGGAGUAAGCAGCUAGAUGUUUUAUCGUGUAUCAAAGAUGAGACUCCUGAAAGAAUAGGUGACGGUGGGCCAGACUGCAGACUGAAUCAGUGCAUCACUCCCAUCCGUGGAACAGAAACUGAUCAAAGCAUAGAUGAAAUAAAGGGAUGUCUGGCUGGGGAGCAUGGGAACUUCACUUCCCCCCUUGCAGAAGGUGGCAACAUCCCAGUUGCAUUGAACGAGGAGAAAACCUGUCGGAACAAAGAAACAGCAGAUGACGCUUCAAGAAGCAACCCUAGUGGAGAUGAUACAGGAUCAGUUCAUGAUAAGAACCCUUCACGAAACCGUUCUAAAAGGUCUGAAGAUUCUAAUAACAUAAAAAGAGAUUGCCAUAUCAGCCCUGAUCUGGCAAAGCUCCGCGCCUUGCCCGCCGAGGACCGGGACAUAGUAGACGGGAUUCGCCCAUCGUGUAGCAAGACUAGGGCGGUUUCGGUGCUACCAGCCAUUCAUGAAUCUGCGGACGAGGAUGAUGAGAACGUUGAGGAGCACGUCGGCAUUUGUGUGUCGCCUUCUUCCUCCUCAUCGUCUUCCCUUGCUUCCUCUCCCGUUUGCAUAAAGCGCCAUAUCCCCGUGUGUCGUGUCAGUAGCAGACCCACACUGACCAGCAUCUCUGAAGAGUUCGCUGCUACGAAAGUAAUUGAGCUUGAAGGGGCGGAAGUAAGGAAGGAUGAGGAAAUGAGGGCUGUGAAAGAGAGCUCUUCCAACACAGAGAGUCUCACAAGGACGAUCCCGCCAGAUGCGCUGAGCAAUGUGUUAGAACAAAGCCAGGGGGAUUCUUCUUCAAUUCCAAAUGUGGAAGUGUUUCCUACUCGCAUCAAGGAAGAGGAGGCCUGCCAAGAAGAGGGCCUGAUUCCUCGUCAGAUUUCCCCCACCGCCGGGGGUGAAGGCGUGGUGAGUUGCGAUAAACAAAAAAGUCCCAUAGUCGUUAUGAAUCCAGAGUUGACACAACAGUCUGCUGGAAACAUAGGUGGGGAUUUGCACUGUGUAAAGACGGGUGUCGAGUUAAAAGAGAACGUCGAGAUAAAUAAUAACGGUAGAGAGUACAACCAUGACGACAAAGUGCAGUACUCAGAUGGACGCUGCCAGUCAGACUCAGAGAAUUCUUAUUCCCCCGUACGAAAAAGCCAUAAGCCAGUGAAGUGGAAAAAAGGCAGACAAACUAAGGGAAAUCACCAAUUGUCGCCACAGGAUGAGAAAGAUGAUUGCGUAUCAGACAAAAGCGAAUUCCCGGUAGGGGAGUGGAGUACCAAACAGAUUUGUGAUGAAAAAUGUAAUCUCCUUUCGAAUAUGUGCGUCGAAUCGGGCACGCCAAACACAAACAACGAAGACCGUCCACAUAAUGAUAUCCGAUCCAGCCUUUCUGAAACAGGCGCGAUGUCUGCCGAUGCUGGGACAGAGACAAAGGCUAUAGGAGAGGAAAGCUCCCUCCGAGACUACGUGGCACAGAGGAUCGAGGUAGCUGAGAGAAAACUUGGCAAACGGGGACUCGUGCAACUGUCGGACGUCAUGCAGGCCGUUAACGAAGCCUGCGCGAGAGGAGGAGUUGCCCCGCCUGAAGACAUCAGCGAGAGCGUCCUUGCCAAUCUGGUGUAUGGGAGAGGCAGGCUGGUAGAAGAAGGCGUGACUUCAGAGUGUGGUAUCCACGCUCAGAAUAGUCAAGAGGCUUCCGGCCUAGAAAAGAAAGAGAUCGUGUGCUGCCUCGGCGAGGAGCAGAUUGUACCUUUGAAUAAUGUCUGUUUGGAAGCACCGAGUGCUUUAACAGUGUCGGAUGACUGCAAGGUGAAAUUUGGGAGUAAAUAUUUUUACAUAAUAUAUUUACAUAGUUCGGAAACUGUGAACUGAAUUUCAUUAAAGUU